GACGAAUUCCGGGGUCCGCUUGGUGGUCCGCUUGGUGGUCCGGGCUCCCUGAUCCGAACCCCCCCGGGGGGUGUGCAGGUGGGGCACUACCCGUAGAUACGUACCUUUUUGUAUGAUUUUCGCGGGGUCCUUCACCACCAAAGCCCAAAGCUCCCCGCCAUCACCUUUUUCAGCUCCUAUCCCACCUCCAUCGAUCUUUCUCUUCGGCAAGUCUAGCCCGCAGAAAUGCCCCCAAAGGCCAAAGUAAGCUCCAAAGCAAAAGAAGCUGCCAGUAAGACCAAAGAGCCCGAAGCACCACCUCCCAAGACGGCCAACGAGCGGACAGCCCAACGCUACUACCAGACCAACCCCUGCGAGAAACGCCGCGAGGAAGUCGGCCUGCACGGCCUCACCCCGACCGAGCGCCAGACCUGGGCCAACGCCUUCUUCCUCCCGCUCAUCGUCUCCAAGGAGGUCCUCCUCUCCCACAAGUCCGACCGCGAGUUCUGGAAGCAGGUCGGCAAGGAGUCCCUCCCCGUGCGCCGCCUCUCGCGCGCCCGGAAACAACACCACGCCUGGGGCCGCGACCGCCACGGGCGCGACGUCGGCGAGCUCUCCCCCGAGGACUUUGACCGGCGGUCCCUCCAGCAGGCCCGCUUAGCUGCGCUCGAGGCCCUGCAUAGCCGGUUCGUGCAGCGCCGCGAGCUCGCCGGCCUGCGGUUGACACGCCCCGGCUCUUCCGAUUCUGCUGCCCACGAGGACGUCACGCCGGAGGAAGUCGAAGAAGAUAGGCAGAGGAGGAAGGAGAUGGCGGCGUUAAAGAGCGAACUUUAUGGGGAGAAGAUGGGGACUUAUGCCCAGGACCCGGAGUGGGAUGAUGUGACGCCGAUUCCGGCUGAUGAGCCUGAGGGGGCGCUGGCGGCUAUUGCCUACCCGGAUGAUUAUGCUGAAGCCAUCAGCUACCUCCGCGCCGUCAUGGCCGCCGAGGAAUACUCGCCCCGCACCCUCCGCCUCACCGAGCACGUCAUCUCCCUGAACGCGGCCCACUACACCGUCUGGCUCUACCGGUUCAAGAUCGUCCAGGCGCUCGACCUGUCCAUCCCGGACGAGAUUGAGUGGCUGAACCAAGUCUCGCUCGAGAACCUCAAGAACUACCAGAUCUGGCACCACCGCCAGCUGCUCCUGGACCACUACCACGCCCAGAUUUCCGCCAACGCCGACGCCGACGCCCUGAAGAAGCUCGCCCGGUCCGAGUCGGAGUUCCUGCGCCUCAUCCUCGACGAGGACACCAAGAACUACCACGUCUGGAGCUACCGCCAGUCCCUGGUGCGCAAGCUGGGCCUGUGGACCCCGCAGGAGCUCGCCGCCACGCAGUCCUUCAUCGAGGACGACGUGCGCAACAACUCGGCCUGGCACCACCGCUUCUUCCUCGUCUUCUGCGACCCGGCCGCCUCCACCCCGGGCUGCCACGCGACCGAGCACGACCCUGCCGUUCCCGCCGAGACGGUCGACCGCGAGGUCCGCUACGCGCAGGAGAAGGCGGCGCUGGCGCCCCAGAACCAGGCGGCGUGGAAUUACCUCCGCGGCGUGCUCGCCAAGGGGGCUAGGCCGCUCGCUUCCGCCGAGGAGUUUGCGGCGCGGUUUGUCGAGGGUGUCGGGGAGGGGGAGGGGCGGGAGAAGGUGCGGAGCAGCCAUGCGCUGGUUUUCCUGGCGGAUGUGUGGGUUGAGAAGGGGGAGAAGGAGAAGGCGGCGCUGUAUCUCUCCCGCUUGGCUGAGAAGUGGGAUCCGAUACGGGCUGGGUAUUGGAAUUAUAGGAAGCAGCAGAUAGCUGCGUGAUUUUGUUUUCUUUCUUUUCUUUCUUUUUUUUCUUUUUUUCGAUGGUGAGAACUUCAACUCGGAGGGCUAGUAGACAUAGGGCAGUUCAUCACAGACAGGAGGGUCCUUGAAAGGCUAUAUACAAUACACGGGGAGGCAAGGGAAUAUGAUAUAUUGCACUGGAUUCCCCAUUUCCUGGGGUUUCCUCGUUUUCAUUCUAUUCUUUUUCCUCCUUCUGUUCUCUCCAAGUCACAGAGGUUUUAUCCUGCAGUCUCGGUGUGGACCGCCCAAAUAAUAAUGCAGAGUGAAACCCAACGCCUCGCCGGUUUAUCCAUAGCGCCAAAUGAAUUGAAAAAAAAAAAAGUAC
Sodiomyces alkalinus F11 is the source of this 2161-nucleotide messenger RNA. Its product is annotated as prenyltransferase. The coding region runs from base 226 to 1815 and encodes 529 amino acids. Gene Ontology annotation, cellular component: CAAX-protein geranylgeranyltransferase complex; protein farnesyltransferase complex; cytoplasm. NCBI's taxonomy places the organism in Eukaryota, Fungi, Ascomycota, Sordariomycetes, Glomerellales, Plectosphaerellaceae. Gene Ontology annotation, biological process: protein geranylgeranylation; protein farnesylation. Gene Ontology annotation, molecular function: CAAX-protein geranylgeranyltransferase activity; protein farnesyltransferase activity. The record is from RefSeq and is a predicted model, not a curated record. The transcript is spliced from 3 exons.